This is a messenger RNA of Carica papaya (papaya), 2371 nucleotides long. It is a transcript of the gene SHM7, whose product is annotated as serine hydroxymethyltransferase 7. Gene Ontology annotation, cellular component: mitochondrion; cytoplasm. Gene Ontology annotation, biological process: tetrahydrofolate interconversion. The record is from RefSeq and is a predicted model, not a curated record. Gene Ontology annotation, molecular function: pyridoxal phosphate binding; glycine hydroxymethyltransferase activity. Lineage: Eukaryota; Viridiplantae; Streptophyta; Magnoliopsida; Brassicales; Caricaceae.
CUUCUUAAGCAUAGCAUUCCCAAAUCACGUCCAGGUUCACUCCCCCAAAGCUUUAUCUACCAGUCGCUGUAAAAGCCGUCAUAUUCUGACCACCUCUAUAUUUCGCUCCUUCUGCCGUUUUCUUUUUCCCCCCUUCACGCUUUCUCUAAUUUCACAGUUUUAGGGUUUUCGAGUUUUGUCGAAUGGAAGCAUCUGUUUCUUCUUCGACGACGAGCGGGAAGAGAUUUCGUUACUUUCGCUGUGCCUUUUUCAGAAAUUGUUGUCGCUGUUUCUGUUGCUUUUACACGUAUCCCUGAAUCAAUCCCCGCGGAACCAAAGAAAGAAAUCCCUAAUUUUUCCCUACCUUGAAAAUUUAUAGAGAGAUAUUUUCUCUUGCUCGCUCUGAUUUGAGGGGUUUUAUGGAUUUAUCUCAUGCUCAAUCGGAUCUCUCUUUAGGGUUUUCAAACUCCCACGCUUGUCUGCCGGCUAAAAUGCCAAUCGUGGAUGAUUCGAUUAAGCUACAAAUCGAUUCGAGCUUUCGUCCCUCGCCGAACCCAAUCCCUUCAGUUCCUUUACAGUUGCUUGAGCAAAGAGUGGAGGAACCCCGUGAUGAUAACGGAGAACAAGGAGACCAGAGGGAUGAUGAACAAUUCUGCAUUUUGGGUCAUCCGCUGCGCUUGAAGAGGCAGAGAGACUGCCAAUCCCGGAUGUCUCCAAAUCCUCCAAAGCGGAUUGCGGUCGAGCAAGGGAUGGAGGCUAGGCGAGCCGCGGUCCGGGCUUGGGGAAACCAGCCCCUAGCAAUCGCGGACCCUGAGGUGCACGAGAUUAUGGAGAAAGAGAGACAUCGGCAAUUCAAAGGAAUCGAGUUGAUUGCUUCGGAGAAUUUUGUCUGCCGGGCAGUGAUGGAAGCCCUGGGCAGCCACUUGACCAACAAAUACUCGGAGGGAAUGCCUGGAGCCAGAUACUACACGGGGAAUCAGUACAUUGACCAGAUUGAAAAUCUAUGUUGCGAGCGUGCGUUGGCCGCCUUCAGCCUUGAUUCUGAGAAAUGGGGUGUUAACGUGCAGCCUUAUUCAUGUACCUCAGCUAACUUUGCCGUGUACACCGGACUUUUGCUACCUGGUGAUCGGAUUAUGGGUUUAGAUUCGCCAUCUGGUGGACACCUAAGUCAUGGAUACUACAGGCCUGGCGGAAAGAAGGUGUCUGCUUCGUCAAUAUUUUUUGAGAGCCUUCCUUAUAAGGUGAAUCCGCAUACUGGGUAUAUUGAUUAUGAUAAGGUUGAGGAGAAGGCCCUUGAUUUUCGUCCGAAGAUACUUAUUUGUGGAGGGAGUUCAUAUCCUAGGGAGUGGGAUUACGCUAGGUUUCGACAGAUUGCUGAUAAGAGUGGAGCCGUGCUGAUGUGCGACAUGGCUCAUAUAAGCGGUCUUGUGGCAGCUAAGGAAUGUGCAAGUCCAUUUGAUUACUGUGACGUUGUUACUUCAACAACACACAAGAGUCUACGUGGUCCAAGGGGAGGUAUCAUCUUUUACAGGAGAGGCACCAGAUCAAGGAAGCAAGGAUUGCAUCUUGGUCACGGUGAUGGUAAUAGCCAUUAUGACUUUGAGGAGAGAAUAAACUUUGCUGUUUUUCCAUCACUACAAGGAGGUCCUCACAAUAACCACAUUGCUGCGCUGGCCAUUGCCUUGAAACAAGUUGCUAUGCCUGAAUACAAAGCUUAUAUGCAACAGGUGAAGAGAAAUGCUCAGGCUUUAGCGAUGGCUUUGUUGAGAAGGAAAUGCAGAUUGGUGACUGGGGGCACUGACAACCAUUUGUUGCUGUGGGAUCUAACUUCUUUAGGCUUAACAGGCAAGAAUUAUGAGAAAGUCUGUGAGUUGUGUCAUAUCUCUCUCAACAAAAGUGCUAUAUAUGGCGACAAUGGCACUAUUUCUCCUGGAGGCGUGAGGAUUGGUACUCCAGCCAUGACAUCAAGAGGUUGUAUGGAGUCUGACUUUGAGACAAUUGCUGAUUUUCUACUUAAAGCAGCUCAGAUUACUAGUCUUCUGCAGAGGGAACAUGGAAAGUUGCAGAAAGAAUUUCUCAAGGGCCUUCAGAACAACAAAGAUGUAAUUGAGCUUCGAAAUCGAGUUGAGGCCUUUGCUUCCCAGUUUGAAAUGCCGGCCUUUAACAUUUGAAUACAGAAGAGAAGAGAGACAACAUGCUGCAACUGUAGCAUUGGUGUCUCUGUUUAUGCAUGGUAAUCCCAUUCAUUUUUUUUUUUUUUUUUUUUCUGCAAUGCCAAUAUGUUUUGCCAUUAAUGUCUUGUAAAUUACGGAAAAUAGGUGAAUACUAUGGGGACAUUUUGAUUGUAACGUCUGUGAAAAUCAUAAAAGUAGUUUAUUUCUGUACUGUAUCA